This is a messenger RNA of Phragmites australis (common reed), 1842 nucleotides long. RefSeq lists its product as uncharacterized. The transcript has 3 exons. Lineage: Eukaryota; Viridiplantae; Streptophyta; Magnoliopsida; Poales; Poaceae. The record is from RefSeq and is a predicted model, not a curated record. Gene Ontology annotation, cellular component: membrane. Gene Ontology annotation, biological process: transmembrane transport. Gene Ontology annotation, molecular function: transmembrane transporter activity. Bases 114 to 1625 code for a protein of 503 amino acids.
CUUGCUUCCCACCCACGGGCACCUCACCGACCAGCCCAUCGCACCACCGCGCGAGCAGCGCCUGACCCGGGAGCGACCCAGGCGCACGGCGAAGUUCGCGCAGCUGCGGCGCCAUGGCGGAGGCUGCUCCAGGGAAGCGGACACUGGUGCUGGUGAACCUAGCAUCCAUCAUGGAGCGCGCCGACGAGGCGCUGCUGCCGGCGGUGUACCGCGAGGUGGGCGCCGCGCUGCACGCCACGCCCGUGGGGCUCGGCGCCCUCACGCUGUACCGCUCCUCCGUGCAGGCUGCCUGCUACCCGCUCGCCGCCUACGCCGCCGUGCACUACAACCGCGCCCACGUCAUCGCCGUGGGGGCCUUCCUCUGGGCCGCCGCUACCUUCCUCGUCGCCGUCUCCGACACCUUCCUCCAGGUAGCAGUAGCUAGAGGUUUGAAUGGUAUUGGCCUAGCGCUUGUCACCCCAGCAAUCCAAUCUCUAGUGGCAGAUUGCUCUGAUGACAAUACCCGAGGUGCCGCGUUUGGAUGGCUCCAAUUCACAGGCAACAUAGGUUCAGUUAUUGGCGGUUUGUUUUCUCUGAUACUAGCAUCAACCACAAUCAUGGGUAUUGCCGGUUGGCGCAUUGCAUUUCACAUUGUUGCUCUCAUCAGUGUGGUAGUCGGUGCAUUGGUUGGCCUAUUUGCAGUGGACCCCCAUUUCCUCAAUGUCGGAAAUGGCGAGCAGCUCUUGCGCAAGUCUGCAUGGGCAGAGAUGAAGGAUUUAGUGAGAGAAGCCAAAGCUGUAGUCAAAAUCUCGUCAUUUCAAAUCAUUGUGGCUCAGGGCGUCACAGGUUCAUUUCCAUGGUCUGCCCUAUCCUUUGCCCCAAUGUGGUUGGAGCUGAUGGGUUUUACACACAAUGAAACUGGACUUCUCACAACAAUAUUUGCAUUGGCUAGUUCACUUGGAGGUCUUUUAGGUGGAAAGAUGGGGGACCAUUUUGCUGUUCGCUUUCCGGAUUCCGGCCGGAUAGUCCUGUCACAGAUAAGCUCAGCUUCUGCAAUUCCACUGGCUUCUCUGUUGCUGUUAGGGCUACCUGAUAAUUCGUCUUCUGGUUUCUUGCAUGGGCUUGUCAUGUUUAUUAUGGGGCUAAGCAUGUCCUGGAACGCUCCUGCUACUAACAACCCGAUAUUCGCUGAAAUCGUUCCUGGGAGGUCAAGGACUAGUAUCUACGCUCUGGACCGUUCUUUCGAGUCAGUUUUAUCUUCAUUUGCUCCACCGGUGGUUGGUUUCUUAGCCGAGCAUGUCUAUGGCUACAAACCCAUCUCCUAUGGAGCUGGAGUUAGCAGUGUCGGGAGGGACAGAUCAAAUGCCGCUGCCCUAGCCAAAGCUCUUUACACGGCGAUCGCCAUCCCUAUGCUGCUCUGCUGCUUCAUCUACUCCCUGUUGUACAGGACGUACCCACGCGAUAGGGAGAGGGCAAGAAUGGACACUCUGAUUGGAUCAGAGCUCCAGCAGAUUGAGCUGGAAAGAUGUCAUGGAAUAGGAGAUUAUUAUGCUGGAAGGAAGGACAACGCCACUGUGAUCGAUAUGGAUUGCAGCGAGGAAGAUUUUGACGCCGAUGACGAUGCAAAGGCGUUGAUGGAUCGCUGAGUGGCAGUGUCAAGUGGCCCAGGAAUGAUUCACGAAAUUUAUGAAGGUUUUGCCAAAGUAUUAGUAGUUCACGGAUCUGUACAGGAAAUUCGGAAUACUAGAAUUAGGGUAUAAACGUGCCCACCCUCAAUUGUUAACGCUCUUGUUGUCAGUCUCGUUUAGUAAUACAUAUCCUAUAUAUUUAUUAUGUGGACAGUAAUAACAUUGCUUUUGAUUC